Lentinula edodes (shiitake mushroom) is the source of this 2541-nucleotide messenger RNA. RefSeq lists its product as uncharacterized. Lineage: Eukaryota; Fungi; Basidiomycota; Agaricomycetes; Agaricales; Omphalotaceae. The coding region runs from base 1 to 2541 and encodes 846 amino acids. The transcript has 9 exons. The record is from RefSeq and is a predicted model, not a curated record.
AUGGAAGGAUUUGUGGACGAUCUACGACAAUGGGUGGACGCCACCGAGGCUGAAUUGAAUGGAGGGGAAGAGAUACCUGUUACGAAGUACUUGAUCGCAGAUUUAGCUCUAACUAAGGCCUAUAGAUUCCUUGAGAGUGAAAAAGCUAGCCAUUGGUUUGAAAAAAGCGCAAACGAUUGGUUCCCGAUUGGUAAUCUAGUAGCUAGAGCAAAAGUGUUGGGUUACUCAGGCAUGAACAUACCGAACCUGGCCGGAAUCAAAGGGGAGCCCGAUGAGAAGAAUUUCCUGCAGAUGAAGCCAAUUACUGGACUGAGCGGAUGGCCGGAAGUUAUACGCAGAGCCGUUGAGUCGUGGAAGCAGGCUCCAAAACGACGACAACAUAACACAAGAUCAGGGGCGCAACAUUCGGUUCAGGAGGUGUUUGACGGUCUCGGGAUAGAUGCGCAUGUGGAGCUGGAACGGCGAAUCGCCUUUGUUAUCAAUCUGGAUUUCGGAGCAUGGUGGCUAGCAUGGACGAGAGAGGAGGCCUGCGGGUUCCCAGACUCUCUGAGGGACCUCCAAACCGUUGUGCCAAGUAUUUCUUCCGGACUGUCUGAGGACUACGAACCAAAGAAGUGGGCUCUGAGCGGACAUGUCAUGGCGCUGAUCUCGCCAGUCGCAAUCUUGUUGCCAAAAUCGUUGAGGAAUGAUAGCCUUCACCGAGGUACUCUGCUGCAUAAGUCUUAUGUCCUGGGGAUGAAAGAACGCCCAGACAGUCUGGCUGCAGUAGAGAAGUUCUUGUGGGAAAGGAUCGAUAAAAUGUCCAGAGGGCUAAUGACAUCGGAGGAACUACUUCAAGAUUUGGCAGAAUACGAUGGCUGGAAAAAUGUGCCAGAGGAUGAGUCGUUGUUUUUCGUGGAUAAACAGUCGUCGGAGAAUUUGGCACCUAACGCUCCUCUUGGGGUUCCUCUCCCUCUAAUCGAUGAGAGCGGCGCGUCUUGCGAAGGUCAAGGUAACAUUCAAACGGGUGACGAGACUAUGGAGCCUGAAGGAGAGAACCACAACGAGGAAUCCUUGCCCGGGAGGUCACUCCCCAGCGUGGAACAGGAACAUAACGGAGAAAUUAUUGUUGGAGAUCUGCCGUCAGUCAGCGACGGCGAAAUGGUGUCUGGACAAGAAGCCUGCGGUGCAGCUUCCACAGGAGAAGCCCGCAUUGAAAAGCAGGGUGGACCUGUGAAACCUGAAACAGAUUCACUGGGGGACCUUGACGAGGAACACUUACCAGUCAUCGGAAAUUCGCCCCCGCUGGUGGAGGAGCGUGAUGGAGAAACAGGCCAGAGAACAAAAACGAUAGCGGUGAAUAACAUACUCAACAUGAUAGCCGAGUCAUAUGGUGAUCUUGGAGAGGAUACGGAUGAGUCAGUCAGUUCCAAAUCUGAAGGGUCCGGUCAAGAAGGAGCGCAUAUGUCAGCUGUGACCUCUGGACCUAAUUUUAAUCAUCUCUCGCCAGUGCCUGAGGGGAACAGGAUAACGGGAAAGGAUGCGGGUGAGCAGUGCAAGACGUCGCGUCUUCUGGGACCUUCUUUCGACCAGAAGAGACCAGGCACACCCGAUAUGAUCGAUGUGGAUAAUGGUACUCCUGCUUCUUCGGGUCGUCCGGCACACUCCUUUACAUCUAUCAGCAAGCCUAGUCCGUCUGACCACAGGGAAUAUCAAGAGGGCCGUUCAGAUUUGGAAAAUGCAGCGGAAGGAAUGAGUUCGGGGGAGGAUGAGCUCUCAUCUGUAGAUGAAUCCGUCAUUGAACCUACCAAGCCCCCUGGAAGAUCCUUACGUGAGAGGAAGAUGCGAGUGGAAGUUCAAAUAGAUGGUAGCCAGUCUGGCAGGAAGCGUCAGCAUUCAUCUAACCACGAAGGAACGAGAAAACGGAGGAAGACCUCACAUCGCAUUCCUCGGGCCAAACCAGUGGAGAAAGCGGUAAGUACACCAACGGAGCCGAAUAACGCGAAGAAGGAGGAAGAGGUAGCUACGAUGGAGAGAUUCAAAGCCAAGGAUGCACGGCGAGUGUUUGUGAUUCAAGCCAAACAGAGGCUUCUGCAAAAGGACGUUGUUCAUGUCUUUGAUGUGGACGCAACGUGGUUUAUCAAAAUCAGAAUGAAGGCUUUCGACCUAACGGACUUGGAGUUGUUCAAACGGGCGAUGGAAAAAUGCGCCGAGCAACAAUUGAUUGACGGGAUAGUUGCUAAAGAUGCCAAAGAAAAGUGGACGAAUGUCAAACUAGGGGAAUUGACAGAGAACAAGGAGGCGAAAGGUGUGCCGACAGACUUUCCGUGCAAAAUCCUGACAGCCUCGGAAUGGAGAUCGCUAAGUCUUGGUGAGAUUGGUGAGAUAGUGAGUCAGUCGCCUGUGUUGAUUAGGGGUGAGGAAGGUUUGGAGUUUGGAGAAGCAGCAGCAGAGGAAAAACUUGGAGACGUGGAUAUGAUGAGAACGGUGCACGGUAACCAUUUUGCUGCUCUUCAUUUUGUUGCCCUGUAUGACAUCGGACAUCUUUUGUUGUGCAGAUAA